Molecule: messenger RNA, 1714 nt
Organism: Capra hircus (goat)
Lineage: Eukaryota; Metazoa; Chordata; Mammalia; Artiodactyla; Bovidae
Product: protein tyrosine phosphatase type IVA 1-like
Exons: 1
Coding region: 1143-1664 (173 amino acids)
Biological process (GO): protein dephosphorylation
Cellular component (GO): nucleus
Molecular function (GO): protein tyrosine/serine/threonine phosphatase activity; protein tyrosine phosphatase activity
Source: RefSeq, a predicted model, not a curated record
AUGAGAAAAACAGAUGCAGAGACAGCAAUAACAACAUGUAACGUAAAACAAAAUAAUGUAUAAAAAUAAUGUAAAUAGACUUAAGUUCUUUAAAGACAAAGUUUGUCAGACCGAAUCUAAAAAAGGCCUAGCAAUAUGUCAUGGCUAAAACAUGAAGCCGUCGGAGGAAGCUACAGCAGAGCCAAUGGACCGGGUUCUUCCACUACCUUUCCUUUCCUACCUAUCUAGCUUCGCCUCCGACUUUCUUCAGCCUCUCCCAGGUUUUGACCCGGUCCAUUCCCGCCCCCAAGUCCCUCCUCAGCCCCUUUCCUCCGCGGCGGGAGGCGGGGAAGCGAGGAGGCUUAACGUCCAGCCCGUCUCCCUACACCAACCGGCUCGCUCUCCCCGGCGGCCGCGAUGAUGUUGCCGGGGGCGGGCCCCACACUGUCGCGCUCUAUUUCUCGGCCCGCCUUUCCGCGAUUGGUGAGGAAGAGCGUACGUCACGCUGCCUAUAAAAGGAAGGGUUUGUGACGCAGGCGCGCCUCGGGGAGCGCCGAUUGGCUCUCUUGACGCGAACGCUCGGUGGAGGUCGGAGUCGUGCCGCCGUUCUCUCCGCGACGAGCGCCAUUGCUCUCUCCUCUUCAGCCGACGCCACCGCCGCCUGUGCUGCGGGACCGGCUGUAUGGUUAGGCCACAGUCUUUAAUGAGUAAACUAAGUCCUUCCUGUGGUGGUGUUGGUCACGCAUUUAUGGAGUUUCUGAAGGUCCCCGGAGACUACUGCCAGGCACAGCACGACCUUCUUGAGGAGAAGUGAACUGUAAAAAUUCAUCACUGCUCCACCCAGAAGCCCCCGUAGGAGUGUCACCCUGGACACAGACGUGUGUUCUUGAAACCAUCGGAGCCUUUUACAAGAAUUCCGACCCGGAUGGGGUAAACCUCGGUGCUCUUCCUUUCCAUUGACUCAGUCUUACUGAACUGAAGGAUGGCUUCGUGUUAGGAGGUUCGUUUCAUUUUCUCAUUACUCCCAAUUUUGUAUCUAAAGCAUUGAGAAUUUCGAGUGGGGCAUAUUGGAGUAGACUUCAGUUUCUUUACAUCAUUUCUGCGUUCAGAAAUUUAAUUUUUUUUCCCGUAACCGUAUCGAUUUUUUAAAAAACUAAGUUAACAUGGCUCCACUGAACCGCCCAGCUCCUGUGGAAGUCACAUACAGGAACAUGAGAUUUCUUAUUACACACAAUCCAACCAGUGCAACCUUAAGCAAAUUCAUAGAGGACCUUAAGAAGUACGGAGUUACGACAAUAGUAAGAGUGUGUGAAGCAACUUAUGACACUGCUCUGGUGGAGAAAGAAGGCAUCCAGGUUUUGGAUUGGCCCUUUGAUGAUGGUUCAUCACCCUCUAACCAGAUCGUGGAUGACUGGUUAAGUCUUUUAAACAUUAAAUUUCGGGAAGAACCUGGUUGUUGCAUUGCUGUUCACUGUGUUGCAGGUCUUGGGAGAACUCCAGUGCUUGUCGCCCUGGCAUUAAUGGAAGGUGGAAUGAAAAAUGAAGAGGCGGUCCAGUUUAUAAGACAAAAGCGGCGUGGAGCUUUUAACAGCAAGCAACUUUUAUAUUUGGAGAAAUAUCAUUCUAAAAUGCGGCUGCGCUUCAAAGACUCCAGUGGCCAUAGAAACAACUGUUGCAUUCAAUAAAACUUGCCUGCCUCAUGCUGUUGCCUUGGACACGGAACUUGAGACAGGAC